UCCUGAGAUGUACCAGUACUAUAUAUAUACCUGACAUGUUGUUGUUGACGUGUGUUAGCUGAGUCGCACUGGCUUGACCCCUGGUCACAGCAAUGACCACAGAUAACUCCUGCUACCAGAGAGCCUUAGAAAAUAAUCCAUUGGCAUGCUGUCCAGUGGUUAGUAUCACAGUUGUCACUAGCUUUCAAGUGUCCAUCAUUGCCAUUAGAUUAUCAACAGUUUUGCAGACAUCAAGAAAAUUUAGAGUUCCAUGGCACAUCAGUUAGAUCAACAUGGUGAUCCACAGGGCAAGAUUGGACUCUAUGACCCAGAGUGUGAACGUGAUUCUUGCGGCGUGGGCUUCGUUGUCAAUAUAGAUGGAAACAGGACUUAUCAGGUCUUGAAACAUGCACAGACUAUGCUGGAGCGCAUGGAGCACCGCGGAGGCUGCGGGUGCGAUAACGACACAGGAGAUGGGGCAGGGGUAUUGUGUGGGAUUCCUCAUGAGCUCUAUGCAAAAGUUGUAAGGGAAGAACAUGGCAUCAACCUUCCAGAGCAAGGUGCCUAUGCAACUGGGAUUUUCUUCAUGGAUGAACAGGGCUCUAAGAAGUGUGAAAUGUUGUUUGAUCAACUUGCUACUGACAAUGGACUGGAGGUACUCUGUUGGAGGACAGUCCCUGGUGAUAAUAAAGUCAUUGGCAGCAUUGCAGCAGCCAAGGAACCUCUGCUUAGACAGGUGUUUGUGACGGUCAAUCCUGAAGAGCGUACUGAACUUCAGAGAAGGGUGUUUGUAUUACGUAAGCAAGCCACCCACAGGAUUCCACAGCUGGGGUUUAGGUUCUACAUAUGCAGUCUGUCCACAGCCACCAUAGUCUAUAAGGGCUUGUUUACAUCCAGACAGAUCUGGCAUUACUAUAAGGACUUAAGUGAUCCUGACUUCAAGACUCAUGUGGCCUUGGUGCACAGUCGAUUUUCAACUAACACGUUUCCCUCCUGGGAGAGAGCACACCCACAGAGAUAUCUGGCUCACAAUGGGGAGAUAAACACCCUACGUGGCAACAUCAACUUGAUGAAGGCUCGUGAAGGGGUAAUGAAGAGCUCCACGUUUGGCGAUGACUUGCAGAAGUUGUACCCUGUGGUUGAGAAGAAUUUAUCAGACUCUGGAAUGUUUGAUAAUGUGUUGGAGUUCCUGUGUGCUGCAGGGGGCAGAGAGCUACCAGAGGCCAUCAUGAACAUGGUCCCCGAAGCCUGGCAGAACGACAAGACCAUGCCAGAACUGAAAAAGAACUACUAUCACUACUGUGCAUUUGGAAUGGAGCCAUGGGAUGGACCAGCCCUUCUUGCCUUCUGUGAUGGGCGUUAUGUUGGGGCCAUCUUGGAUAGGAAUGGCCUCCGACCGUCUAGAUUCUAUGUUACCAGUGAUAAUCAUCUUAUCAUGGCCAGUGAGGUGGGAGUGACUGACUUCACACCCCCUAAUAUUAAACAGAAGGGCCGUUUGAAACCAGGCCGCAUGUUGCUGGUUGACACAGAGGAGAAACAGUUUCUGCAAGAUGAUGUCAUCAAGAAUAAACUUGCCACACUCCGGCCACAUGGGGAAUGGUUGAAAGAGAUCAUCACCAUGGCAGAUCUUUUUGAAGCCUAUGAUGAUGAAAAACUUCACAACUCGGAGCACAUCCUGGGUGUGAAUGAUGUGGAUAACAUGGUGAACGGCAUCACUGAGAAUGGCAUGCCAGGAGUGAGUGGCAGUGUGGUGGAGGAGGACCGGAGACUGCCGUUGUUUGGGUACACUGUUGAGACACUGAACUUCUUGGUGUUGCCCAUGGUCAAAGCUAGGAAGGAAGCCCUGGGGUCUAUGGGAAAUGAUGCCCCCCUGGCCUGUAUCUCUGAGUUCAAUCCUCUGAUGUUUGAUUAUUUCAAGCAGCUGUUUGCACAGGUCACCAACCCUCCCAUUGAUCCUUUCAGAGAGAAAGUUGUGAUGUCUCUGGCAUGUCCAGUCGGUCCUGAACAGAAUAUUCUAGAACCCAACCGUCUGCAGUGCCAGCGCCUAUGGCUAGAUCAGCCAUUGCUGUCCCUCAUUGAUUGUGAUGUCAUCAAGGGAAUAAAUUACAAAGGAUGGAAAGCCAAAGUGCUGAACAUGGUGUUUCCUGUGGCGUUUGGAGACAAGGGUCUGGUACCAGCCUUGGACAGGUUGUGUGCCGAGGCAGCAGAGGCGGCCAUUGAGGGAUAUCAGCUGAUUGUGCUGUCAGAUCGCAAAGUGGACAGAAACCAUGUGAACAUCAGCUCAUUGUUGGCCAUUGGAGCAGUGCACCACUACCUGAUAGAUCAUAAACUCAGGAUGAAAGUUGGGCUCAUUCUUGAAACUGGAGAGGCAAGAGAAGUCCAUCAUUUCUGUACGCUUCUUGCCUAUGGUGCAGAUGCAAUAUGCCCUUACCUCGUCCUCGAGUCCCUAGGAAGGUUGCGAGACCAAGGUCUUAUGGAGCCCCCACUGUCAGACAUUGAGAUAUUUGACAACUACAUGGCGGCUACAGCUCGUGGCAUAUCAAAAGUGAUGGCUAAGAUGGGGAUAUCUACACUGCAUAGCUACAAGGGUGCCCAGAUCUUUGAAGCAGUGGGUCUGCAUGAGGAGGUUAUCAAGAAAUGCUUCGAGGGUACUGCCUCCAGGAUAGGGGGAGCCACCUUCAGGGUGUUGGCCCAAGAGGUACUGAACAGACAUGCAUAUGCCUACAGCAGGAAGGAAGGCGACAAUUUCAUCAUCACCAACCCAGGUUUUUAUCACUGGAGACAGGGAGGAGAAAAACAUAUGAAUGAUCCCACCACCAUUGCUAACCUACAGGAUGCAGCUCGUAACAAUAACAAGUCUGCCUACAGCAAGUUUGUAGAGUCGGCCACUGAGUCCACCAGGUGGUGCACCCUGAGAGGACAGUUGGACAUGAGAGUGUCCAAGCAGCAGGUGGACAUCAGUGAGGUGGAGCCAGCGGCCAAUAUUGUCAAGAGAUUUGUCACAGGUGCAAUGAGUUUUGGUAGUAUCUCUCUGGAGGCCCACAGCACGCUUGCUAUUGCCAUGAACCGUCUGGGUGGCAAAUCCAACACAGGAGAGGGAGGGGAGAGCCCUGAGAGAUACCUCAAUGAAGACCCCCAAAAUAAUACCAGAUCAGCCAUCAAACAGGUUGCUUCUGGACGAUUUGGAGUUACCAGUUCUUACUUGGCACAUGCUGAUGAACUGCAGAUCAAGAUGGCCCAAGGAGCCAAGCCUGGAGAGGGUGGAGAACUGCCUGGAUACAAGGUGUCCAAGGAAAUAGCAAAAACACGUCACUCUAUCCCAGGAGUGGGUUUGAUCAGCCCACCUCCACACCAUGACAUCUACUCCAUUGAAGACUUGGCUGAGCUGAUCUAUGACCUGAAGUGUGCGAGCCCUGCAGCUAGAAUCAGUGUGAAGCUGGUGUCAGAGAUGGGUGUGGGUGUUGUGGCAGCUGGCGUGGCCAAGGGCAAAGCUGAACACAUCACCAUCUCAGGCCAUGAUGGAGGCACUGGUGCCAGUAGCUGGACAGGGAUCAAGAAUGCUGGGUUGCCAUGGGAACUGGGCAUAGCAGAGACACAUCAGGUUCUGGUGUUGAAUGACCUGAGGUCAAGAGUGGUGUUACAGGCUGAUGGUCAGAUGAGAACUGGUCGUGAUGUCAUGAUAGCCUGCCUGCUUGGAGCGGAUGAGAUCGGGUUCUCCACUGCCCCUCUCAUUGUGAUGGGCUGCACCAUGAUGAGAAAGUGUCACCUGAACACCUGUCCUGUGGGGGUGGCCACACAGGACCCUGUCCUCAGGAAGAAGUUUGAAGGAAUGCCAGAACAUGUUGUCAACUAUUUCUUUAUGUUAGCUGAAGAGGUGAGAGGUCACCUAGCCAAAAUGGGCUUCCGUUCCUACCAAGAAGCCGUGGGUCGAUCUGACUUCCUGAGAAUGACUGCCAAUCCAGUAAACGCCAAAGCCAAACUGCUAGAUUUAGGGCCCAUCUUGCACAGUGCUGCUGAGAUGAAGCCUGGUGUCAAUAUUGUAGGGGGCAGUGUUGCUCAGGACUUCAAACUGGCAAACAGACUGGAUAACCAGCUGAUUAAGGCAGCUAUGGAUGUGCUGGAGGGAAAGAGCUCCCAGUGUAACAUUGACAUGACGGUCUGCAAUGAGGACAGAACUUUUGGAGCUACUCUCAGCUACGAGGUGUCAAAGAGAUUUGUCGAGGCUGGUCUGCCUGAUGGAAGUAUUAACAUCAAUCUCAAAGGAUCCGGAGGUCAAAGUUUCUGUGCUUUCCUAGCCAAGGGGAUCCAUGUGACACUUGAGGGAGAUUCCAAUGAUUAUGUGGGCAAGGGAUUGUCUGGAGGAGAAGUUGUCAUCUACCCACCCAAGGACAUGCCUCCUGGUUUCAAGUCCAUUAAGAAUAUCAUAGUGGGCAAUGUGUGUCUGUAUGGAGCCACCUCUGGCAAGGCUUUAUUCCGAGGCCAGGCUGCUGAGAGGUUCUGUGUCAGGAACUCUGGUGCUACUGCUGUUGUGGAGGGUUGUGGUGACCAUGGCUGUGAGUACAUGACUGGUGGCCGUGUGAUCAUCCUUGGCCUGACUGGACGCAACUUUGCUGCUGGCAUGUCUGGGGGGUUUGCCUAUGUCUUGGACAGAGAGAAAGUCUUUCAUGGCAAGUGUAACAUGGAGACCAUUGAUCUGGAGUCUCUUGGAGACGAGGAUGUGCCGUUUGUGAAGGGUUUGCUGGAAGAAUUCCACACCAAGACAGGGUCAGAGAUUGCUAAGGAUGUUCUUGACAAUUGGGAACAGGCCAUGGAUGAUUUUGUCAAGGUGUUCCCUAAAGAGUAUCGCAGAGCAUUACUGGACAUUGCUAAGGAGAAAGCCCAGGCCAAAGAAGACUUGGAGUUUAUGGAGAAAAUGAGGGCAGAGAGAAUUGAGAAUGACUAUAAAGAAGACAUAGUCAAUGUUAGCGAUGUUGCUAAUAAAACUAUGAAAAAAAAGAGGGAGCUAAUGGUCAGAUCUAAAAGUUUGGAGAGACUGUUGGAGGUCCACCAUGAAAAGACAGUGAAGGACAUUGAAGAGAUCGUGGCAGACACAACUGCUGAGAAGAAAUUAGAAAAGGCUCUUGACAAGACCAGAGGGUUUGUGAAGUAUAAGCGUGCCACUUACCAGUACCGACAACCUGCAGAAAGAAUGAAGGAUUGGAAUGAGAUCUACAAUCACAAGCAAGUGCAGAAUGGACUCAAAGAGCAGGCUGCCAGGUGUAUGGAGUGUGGUGUCCCAUUCUGUCAAUCGAGCAAUGGCUGCCCACUAGGAAAUAUAAUUCCAAAGUGGAAUGAUCUCGUCUUCAAGGGUUUCUGGAAAGAAGCACUGGACCAGUUGCUCCAAACCAACAACUUCCCAGAGUUCACUGGUAGAUGCUGCCCAGCACCUUGUGAGGGUGCAUGUGUUUUGGGCAUUAAUUCCCCUGCAGUCACCAUUAAGAACAUAGAGUGUGCCAUCAUAGACCAUGCCUUUGAUCAGGGCUGGAUGGUUGCCCACCCACCAUCUGAGAGGACAGGAAAGACUGUAGCUGUUGUGGGAAGUGGACCAUCUGGACUUGCCUGUGCUCACCAGUUGAAUAAGGCUGGCCAUACAGUGACUGUUUACGAGAGAAAUGACAGAGUUGGAGGGCUGCUACAAUAUGGUAUACCUACCAUGAAACUAGGCAAAGAUGUUGUUCAACGCCGCGUGGAACUGUUGAAAGGGGAAGGCAUUACAUUCAAGACCAAUGUUGAGAUAGGAAAGACACUAUCUGCUCAGCAAUUAGUGGAUGGCCAUGAUGCAACUGUGCUGUGCUGUGGAGCCACCUGGCCCAGGGACCUGCCUAUACCAGGUCGUCAGUUGGAUGGCAUACACUUUGCAAUGAGCUUCCUGGAGACUUGGCAGAAGAAACAGAUGGGGAACAACCUGGAUUACCUCAAGUACUAUGCCAAAGACCGAGACGUGCUGGUGAUUGGAGGUGGAGACACUGGAUGUGACUGCAUUGCUACUUCCCUCAGACAGGGGGCCAGGUCUAUCACCACCUUUGAGAUUCUCCCUCGCCCACCACCCGACCGCAGCUCCGACAACCCCUGGCCAACAUGGCCACGGAUCUUUAGGGUUGACUAUGGCCAUGACGAAUGCAAGGUCAAGUUUGGAAAUGAUCCACGCAUCUUCUGUGUUAUGAGCAAGGAAUUCCUUGGUGAUGAAAAUGGUCGUGUGUCUGGCAUAAAGACUGUUCAGGUUGACUGGAAGAAAGAUGAAAACGGAAGAUGGAAUUUAGUAGAAAUUCCAAACUCUGAGAAGGUCUACAAGGCAGACUUAAUCCUUCUUGCCAUGGGAUUCCUAGGACCAGAGAAAACCAUCAUAGAUGAGCUGUCCUUGAACCAAGACCCUCGCUCCAAUAUUGAAACUCCCUCUGGCAAAUACAGAACUAGUGUGAAGAAGGUCUUUGCAGCUGGAGAUUGCCGACGUGGCCAAUCAUUGGUGGUCCAUGCUAUCAACGAAGGUCGCCAGGCAGCCCGUGAAGUUGACCUUGACCUGAUGGCGAAGACCUCUCUGGCAGGACCUGGUGGGGUGGUGAUAGCUAAAGGUGUCCCAACUAUAGCCUAAACAAUAAAAAGAUGUUACAUAUUAUGGAAAAGUGUUACCUGCAUGAGAAUCUCUGCAUGCACCAUAAACAAUCACAAAGUUCUGUUAAUUUCCACAUAUGUGUGUUAUGAGAAAGUUCUGUACUCAUUCAGGAUAAGUAAGCAAAGUUUAAGGAUCAUGGAAAAUGCCAUCAUGCUGGUGACAGUGAUUAUUUGUUACUUACUUAUGCCAUAGUAACUAACAAGGUCAUAUUAUAUGCAUAAUUUUAACAAUUUCCAACAGUGUUUAACAGUAUUUGAGUUUAUCCUCUUAUUUCAAGGAUAUUUUUUCCAGAAAUAGAAGGGGUUUAUUUGUACAUGUAUUUUAUUGAAGUUUUACUUAGUAUUGAAAUGUUAUUAUUUUUUGUAGAAAGAUAUAUUCAGCAUGCACAUCAAAAAUUUGGUUUAGCAGCUUAAUUAUGUAUUGACAGACAUCACAUGCACGCAUGCAUUGCAGACACAUUGAAAUACCUAACACAACUCCUCAUUUUUUCAAUAGGUAUUAAUCACACUUUGAUUUGGUGCUGGUUUCUUUGGUUUUGGUGCACAUGUGAUUUUCUUUCCUAAAAAUGGAUCUUGUAUUUCAGCUUUUUUAGUUUAAUCUAGAUUCCAAGAUUUGUAUUUGUUAAUGUUAUGCUUGCCUGUUUUAGUUGUUAACUAAGGACAUAGAAUUCAUUUUUAUCACUGAAGACACCUAAAGGACAAUAUUGAAACAAAGUUUGAAAGAGAGUGACUCUAUUUUGUUGAAGGAUUGUUGAGAAAGGGGAACUUUGUGAGCUGAUUUCCUUUCGGCUGUAAAGUGUUGUAAAGGCUGAAUCAAAUGCUGCUGUUCCAAAGAAGAACAUUGUAAUGUUACCAUUUUUGGUAUAUGAGGUUCCUGCUUGUCCAGUUUUGAUUUUAUUACGUUCCAUGAAACAAUUAGAGUUUUUCCCAAACAACAACUUAUUUGUGUUUUGAUUUUAUUACGUUCCAUGAAACAAUUAGAGUUUUUCCCAAACAACAACUUAUUUGUGUGUUACUAACUGAUGAAAAACAAUUGCUGAGAUUUUUAAAAUUUAUUGAAUGAUGGAUUUUAUUGUUGAAUCGAUUUAGAUUGUCGUUAUGGUAAAAUGUCAACAAUAUUUAAUAUUGUAAACAAAUAAAUUGUCAAUGUACA
Lingula anatina is the source of this 7780-nucleotide messenger RNA. RefSeq lists its product as uncharacterized. NCBI's taxonomy places the organism in Eukaryota, Metazoa, Brachiopoda, Lingulata, Lingulida, Lingulidae. The record is from RefSeq and is a predicted model, not a curated record. Gene Ontology annotation, molecular function: FMN binding; flavin adenine dinucleotide binding; glutamate synthase (NADH) activity.